GCCCCGCCGCGCGCCGGCAGCGGGCGGAGCCGGCGGGAGCGCCGCAAGAUGGCGGCGUCUGGCAGCGGCGGCAGCCGGGCGGACAACGGCUACGGCAGCCACCAGCCGCGGCGGAGGAAGGGCCCGGGCGCCCUAGCCACGGCCUACCUCGUUAUCUACAACGUGGUGAUGACGGCGGGAUGGCUUGUUAUUGCAGUUGGUCUAGUUCGAGCAUACCUUGCUAAAGGUAGCUACCACAGCCUUUACUAUUCUAUAGAAAAGCCCUUGAAAUUCUUCCAAACUGGAGCUUUGCUUGAGAUUCUGCACUGUGCAUUUGGCAUUGUUCCCUCUUCUGUUGUUCUGACUGCAUUCCAAGUGAUGUCAAGGGUUUUCCUGACGUGGGCAGUAACACAUAGUGUAAAAGAGGUACAAACUGAAGACAGUGUCCUGUUGUUUGUGGUGGCCUGGACAAUCACUGAGAUAAUUCGUUAUUCUUUUUAUACGUUUAGCUUGUUAAACCAUCUCCCUUAUCUCAUAAAAUGGGCCAGGUACACUUUGUUUAUAGUAUUGUAUCCAAUGGGAGUCUCAGGUGAAUUACUGACAAUAUAUGCUGCAUUACCCUUUGUCAGGCAGUCUGGCUUGUAUUCCAUUAGUUUACCUAACAAGUACAAUUUUUCUUUCGACUACUAUACGUUCCUGAUCCUGGUUAUGAUCUCUUACAUUCCAAUCUUCCCUCAGCUGUAUUUUCAUAUGCUGCGUCAGAGGCGAAAGGUGCUCUCCCACACUGAAGAACACAAGAAGUCAGAGUAAUUUCAGCUUUUUUCAGAACUUUUCAAACAUCAAAAUGCUGCAGAUUUUCAAUACCCAGCACAUUUAUAAAGAACAUACCAGGAUAAAAUAAGUCAGAGGUAAAAGACCAAUAAUUUAGCAAGAAUAACCAAUAAAACUGAUGUCACUGAAAUUCCAUAAUGUAAAACACUGAAAUAAUUUUCAGCUUGCAGUGCUUUGGAAAACUUAGACUUUAUAUGGCUUGGCAGUUAGCCUUUUCCUUAAAUGAUGUGCUAAAUGGUUUUCAUUUAUUACUAAAUGCCUGAAGGUUGCAGUAUGAGUGAUAAAGUUGUACCCACUAAAUGCUUGAAUUGGGAUUAUAUUACUGAUACAUUUUGUUUUUUAAGUGCUUGACUGCAUGCCAGAAACUAUGUAUUGCUAUGAAAGCAAACAAUAUGCUCUGGAAUACUUUAGGGUUUUGUCAGAGACUCCAGUGGACAAUGUAAUCCAGGCAAAGUAUUUGAAUUUAGGAAGGUAGGUGGUGUAUUUAAAAGGUGAUGGGAACAGUAAUAGGAAACCAAUUAUGGGAAAUGAGGGGAAUGUGGUUCUUUAGGAAUUUAAACAGUAGGGUGUCUGACCAGUGGGUUCUCUAAAGAUCUUGUUUAAGCUGAUUACUCAAGUGCUAAUGUUAAUUCAGAGGCUAUAAUGCUUAUCUCAAACAUUAAAACUCCUCUAAGUACUGCAUCCCUGGAUACUUUAUUAAAUAUUUUUAAGAAGAAGUAAUACUAACCCUAGUAUUUCUAGUGGUAAUCAGUAAUAAUUCUAAAUGAUGUAAUGAGGCAGGUCUCCCAGGAACAGGUGCAGUUUCCCUUUUUUACUUUAUCAUCUCUAAUCACUGUCCACUGUUUCAGUGGUGCUUAUCUUUCAGUGUUGAGGACUGUUUUGACUAUUGUGGAAUAAUUUGAGAGGCUUGUUCCUCACCCUGACUUUUCUGAAGUAACUAGUACAUAUCACUUUGGCACAUCCAAGCAGGCAGUUCCAGGCACUCAGCUUCUGCAAUGUUGCAAAGUCAUAAGCUCCUAUUUUUAAAGCAGAUUAUCUCAUGAGUUACAUGCUGCUUUUACAGAUGGGACAAGCCUUCUCUCUUCUGCUCUUCUGAAAGAACAGGAGACUGUAGAAAGUUCAGUUUUCCUAGGUGGUUUCACUGGAUUCUCAGGCUAAGCCUUCCCUUGGGAAGGUAAUAGAGAAGAUGAAAGAACUGAGAAAACUUGUGGGGAGGUGGAAUGCACUAAUGCUGUGUGAGCAGUGCCCAAGUUAUGAGCCAGCUGUUGAUUGGGAUUGGCAGAAGAAUGGAAGGGACAAAGAGAGCAGGGAAGUGAACAGAUACCCAACAAAGGCAAAAGGAAAUGUAGUUAGUGUCAGUAUUUCUGAAGAAUGUAAUCUAAAAGAUCUGAUUCCCUGAUGUACUGACAUUAAUGGUUAUUGUUGAUGCUCAGCUCCUGAACUUUUCUUGAUUUGAUUUCUGUGCCCAAAUAAAAGAUUUGGUUUCAAAUUUGUUGGUCCAAUUUGCAGAAAAAAAUACAUCUGUGUAAUAAUCUUAUCUGUAGUAAGCUCAUAGCUCUGUUGAUGAGGAUACAGUACAGAUCUGUAUUAGAUAGCACUGGCUUUACAGAACAGCUGAGACAGCUGCCAGUAGGGAGAAGGCUUGUGCAACUAAUGUCUUUACUGAAUAAGCUUUAUUAUGGAAUAUCUACUUCAAUUGGACAUACUAAUUUACCACACAAAUGCAAAUAAACUACAGCCUUUUAAAAGAAAACAGGGUUACUUUUAAAAGAAAAAGAAAUUGCUUUGAUUCUAAGAAAUUUUGUCAGCAGAGUGGAUUUCAAAAUGUUAUGAAGUGUGAACAUGCAGUUAGUAUGUACAAGAAUCCCAGCACUUCAGUUUGCAGUGCUUUUUCAAGUUUAGCUUUUGUGGAAACCACUGGAAAGUGAUCUAGAGUAAGAACAGUGUGCAGUGCCCUAAUGCUGUUUGGGUUUUUCCCUGAUACUGAAUUCAGUCACGCAUAUAGGUUUUUUCCUCCUCAGAAAAGAAUUAACAAAUUUCCCCUCAUCUGUCAAUGAAAUUGUAAUGUGGUUUAUGUGAACUUUAUAAUAGAAAUUUUACUUAGUACUCUUUGUUGCAAACCUAGAGUGUUGUUUUCCCACAGGCUAUUUAUUUGGCUUGCAUGUUUUCCACCAGCAUCACUAGACUUCUGCAGCAGACCUGUUUUCUGCUUUGGUAGUCUUUGUGUUGUGUGCAUUGGUUCAGUCAACAAUACUUUAUGUUCUACCAUGCUGGCCUUGUCCAAAUUAGUUACUACCCUCUGAAAGACCAAUGUUCUUACCAGUGUAUAGUUUACAACUGGAAUUGUAGAAAUGUUCAUAUUGUAAAUUACAGUAAGAUGCAGGUUACAGUGCAGGUAAUUGUAAUUUUUCCACAAUGUGAUGUUUCUAUCAAAGGUGGAAUUUUUUAAUUAUCAGUAGAAGGUUGGCAUUUGUGUGGACCAAUCUGCAAUGUCAUCUUAAAACCUAUCUUUCAGUUUCAAAGUUUCAUGAGUAUACAUCAAAUCAUAAAUUUUGAUGUAUAUUUAUGUCAGUGAAACUUAGGUGAAAACUAUAUACAGUCAUUUUUGUAUUUUUUUCUAUGUUGUGAAGAAUAAAAUUGUAAUUUUAUAAGUCUGAUUCACUAAGAUUAUUAUAAGUUAAAUGUAUUUUUUGUAUAUUUAGGAAUCUGGUAUUACCUGGAGCUCUGAAAGAUUAAGCAUAGGCUUUUUAUGCAUGUUUGGAAGAUAUUUCUACUUGAUAAUGCAGUGAAAUGGUUUGUAUGCUAAAAUACUAGUAGGUGUUUUUGUCUUGUGAAAUUGAUUCUGUGCUCUCUGCCUGGAUUUGGCCUACUGAUCAGUGAUACUAAUUGCUAUAAUCCAAAUAAAAUAAUUCUCAACAAAA
Messenger RNA from Apus apus (common swift), 3731 nucleotides. It is a transcript of the gene HACD2, whose product is annotated as 3-hydroxyacyl-CoA dehydratase 2. The transcript is spliced from 7 exons. Gene Ontology annotation, biological process: very long-chain fatty acid biosynthetic process; fatty acid elongation; sphingolipid biosynthetic process. The record is from RefSeq and is a predicted model, not a curated record. Gene Ontology annotation, cellular component: endoplasmic reticulum membrane. Bases 49 to 789 code for a protein of 246 amino acids. NCBI's taxonomy places the organism in Eukaryota, Metazoa, Chordata, Aves, Apodiformes, Apodidae. Gene Ontology annotation, molecular function: 3-hydroxyacyl-CoA dehydratase activity.